Molecule: messenger RNA, 1556 nt
Organism: Menidia menidia (Atlantic silverside)
Lineage: Eukaryota; Metazoa; Chordata; Actinopteri; Atheriniformes; Atherinopsidae
Source: the annotation of a GenBank genome assembly
AGUUCAUCAUAGAAGACAUGAAGCAGCAGCAAACCAACAAACACAGCAACCUGCACCGAGAAGACCAGCACAUCACGGUGGAGGAGCUGUGGAGGGGCUGGAAGAGCUCUGAAGUCCAUAACUGGACCAUGGACGACGCGGUGCAGUGGCUCCGGGAGUCGGUGGAGCUGCCGCAGUACGAGAAAAACUUCAGAGACUUCCGGGUGACGGGGAACACUUUGCCUCGAAUAGCGGCGAACGAGCCGUCGUUCAUGUCGAUGCAGCUGAAGAUAUUAGACCAGCGGCACAAGCAGAAGCUGAACCUGAAGGCGCUGGAUGCCGUGCUCUUCGGCCCCCCCCUCCGUCCACAGCACAACUGGAUGAAAGACUUCAUCCUGAUGGUCUCCAUAGUGAUCGGCGUCGGGGGCUGCUGGUUCGCCUACAUGCAGAACAAGUCCAGCCGGGUGCACAUCUCCCAGAUGAUGCGAGACCUGGAGAGCCUGCAGAACGCCGAGCAGAGCCUGAUGGACCUGCAGGGCCGGCUGGAGAAGGCGCAGGAGGAGAACCGCACGGUUGCCGUGGAGAAGGAAAACCUGGAGCAGAAGAUGAGGGACGAGAUAAACGGGGCCAAAAAGGAGGCCCACCGGCUCCGGGAGCUGCGGGAGGGCGCAGAGUGCGAGCUGAGCCGGCUGAAAUACGCCGAGGAGGAGCUGGUGCAGGUGCGGAAGGCCCUGAAGCGGGCGGAGAAGGAGAUCCAGUCGGAGCGCUCGGUGCCGGAGGCGCUGCAGAUGUGGCUGCAGCUCACGCACGAGGUGGAGGUCCAGUACUACAACAUCAAGAAGCAGAGCGCCGAGUUUCAGCUGUGCGUCGCCAAAGACGAGGCAGAGAAGAUCAAAAAGAAGAGGGGCUCCGUGUUCGGGACCCUUCACGUGGCCCACAGUUCGUCCCUGGACGAGGUUGACCACAAGAUUCUGGAAGCAAAGAAGUCUCUGUCUGAGGUGACGGCAUGCCUGAGGGAGCGGCUCCACCGCUGGCAGCAGAUCGAGAAGCUGUGCGGCUUCCCCGUGGUGAACAACUCGGGCCUGCCCAGCCUGACGGCCAGCCUGUACUCCGACCACAGCUGGGUGGUCAUGCCCCGCGUCUCCGUGCCGCCCAGCCUGUGCCGCUCCCGCCGGAGCCUGCUGAGCUCCCAACAGUCCUCGCUCAUGUCCCCGGACCCGGACCUGCUGUCCAUGGCCGGCUCCUCCCUCUCCUACCGCUCUGAGGUGGACGACGAGCACCUGGCCUACGGCUCCGACCGGAGGGGGUACGUAGCUGGGGGAAAAAACGGGCUCCGAAAAACACCGAGCCUCUACAACGGGCUCCUGGAGAAGAGCUACAGCUACGGCCAGCUGCCCGCCGCCAUGCUGCCCGCCGCCGGGCGCCAGCCCUCCCUCAGCUCGCUGGACUCGGAGGGGCGGAGCCUGGGGAGGGAGCACAAGCUGCAGAGCACCUCCUCCCAGGACUCCAGCGACAACGGGGAGAGAACCAAGCGCUCCUCCUCCAAAAUCAAGAACUUGUUCAAGAAGAAGAAGUAG